Molecule: messenger RNA, 1739 nt
Organism: Lentinula edodes (shiitake mushroom)
Lineage: Eukaryota; Fungi; Basidiomycota; Agaricomycetes; Agaricales; Omphalotaceae
Exons: 10
Coding region: 267-1574 (435 amino acids)
Source: RefSeq, a predicted model, not a curated record
UUACCAUUUUUGUUGACUCUUCAAUCUACAUAUCAAUCGUCGAUUUAUCACGGACCUGUCAUAUAUCAUACUGACCGCCGAGCGAAACCGGUGCAUUUCAUGUUCGGUCGAAGCAGCCAAGGUUACUGCCAGUCAUGCCGGCAUCUUCAGGGCAUCCACAAAUUUGUUCCGAGAUGUUCUCAGAGCUCUCAUUCUCUGUCCCUCUCUAUUUCCUUGUUUUCGCCUCCAAUUUCCGUUCUUUGCUCUCCAGUAUCCGUGGAGCCUAGAUGGCUUCCUUCAACUUGACUGUUGAAGAUAGCUCGCCUUUGAUAUCGUAUUCACCAGCUGGUGCUUGGUCAGAUUCUCCCGCUAAUGACACCUUACUUUCUUCUUAUUCUGGCUCUUCAUACCACAUCACCUCCACUCAAGGCGCGACAGCUACUAUAACGUUCACUGGCAUAGGAAUUACAAUAUUUGGGGGUCAUAGGCAAAAUUAUGGAACAUACCAGAUAUCCGUGGAUGGGCAGACUGUCGUUGCUUCCGAAUCUUCUGCUGGUCAAGAUGUCUUUCAGCAAGUUUUAGGAACGGUUUCUGGAUUAAGCAAUGAGAAACACACCGCUGUCGUCACGAGCUCCAGUGCUUCCUCAAUCGAUAUCGACUAUGUCAAUGUACAGACACAGAUCGGAGAAACUGGCUCUCAGUUGACGAAAUCCACAGUAGAUGACAGCGACCCAAGCUUUAUCUAUACUCCAGCUUCAGAGUGGAGUGUCAAUGACCAGAAUUAUUUCAUGAAUGACACACUACACUACACUUCCAGUGCUGGCGCCAGUGCAUCCGUCACAUUCUCUGGCGAGGCAGUUGCAUUGUACGGCACCGUUUCUCAAGACCAUGCAGACAUCCAGCUUUCAUUAGAUGGUCAAAAUGUCACUUUUGGCGCUGGUGCCAAUGGUUUCGCCUCUACACUCCAUAGCCAGAUUCUCCUUUAUUACGCGCAAGGUCUCGGGUCAAAUCAACAUAGCUUGGUGGUUGCUGCAGAUCCUCAAUCCGGAACUGGUCCUUUCAUUGAUGUUGACGCUGUCGUUGUGUAUUCUUCGAUCCCGGGGUCUACUACCAGCUCUAGUAAACCUACUUCUACGAGCUCCCAACGUGAUAUGACUUCGUCUGGCAAACUCCCAACAAAGACCAUCGUCGGUAUAAUCGUCGGAAGUAUUUUUGGUUUCCUACUGCUCCUUGCUCUGCUUCUACUUCUAUUACGCUGGCGACGUUGGCGACGACAGGGCCAAGCUGACUUGUCACCUCUCACUCCGACACUUCCCAUCCAGAAUCCUGAUAUGCUGGAAGCCGGUCUGUCCACUCGGUCAGGUGGAUCCAGAUUGUCGCAAAAUUCUAUGUCAAGUUUUUAUAGUGGCACUCCUCCAGAAGAAGGUUUCAUGCAAGGACAUUCGCGGGAUGCUAGCACCGCUGAAUCAUUUUCCUCAACGGCACCCAUCAAUGCUAGCAGUGCUGUUCCUGCCACUCGCGAUCAUUCCAUAAGUUCGAACGUUCCCAUAAGACCGAACCUACGUCCGCCUCCGUUAAAACUGCCUGUUUCUUGAGUUAUGGAAUCUACAUGUCGUAGUAGUAGCACAUUUGAGUUUAUCUUCAAUGAAUUUUGAACAGAGGUUGAAGAGUGAGAUUAACACCGACAACUGGUCCGACAUGCAUCAUUUGUUUGUAGCGGUGGAAACCGUCGAGAUCAAUGGAUUUGAAUUGAGCCGGGC